GGCGCAGGACACCAUCAAUCUGCCUGGCUCGAUCGAUUUUCUGAUUUGUGGCCACCACACUUCCAACGAGGGAGAAAUUUCAACAUCCCGCCUCUCAAUUAGUCUUCAAUUUCGACGGCAUCGUCGUGCCAGGCAGCCCAAGGACCCAUCAUCAUACAUCAAGUCAAUCUCGUGUCGCUCACACAGUUCGUCGGCUUGAGCACUGAUCAAGCCAAGCUAAGGAGUCAAGUCGUCCAGCCCUGUCUCGUUGCCUGACCAACGACGAUCUACCAAAGCCUGCUGCACAUCGCCUCUAGAUUCUGUCGGCGAGCGAUCUACCUGUCAAAGAUACGAGGCGUCAUCUCGGAGAGUUGCGCGACGUUGCCAAGAUGACAGACUUCACCCUUGGACUAGGGUCUUCGCUUGGCGAGGACGAAUUCUAUCGGAGCCAAGCCUCGCCCGACGUCCUCAACACCUCAAGCCCACUGCGAACGAUACCGUCCGACAAGCAGCGCCUUUCCAUGACCUGGUCACAGCUGCUUUUGAGGUAUCCCUCGAACAUAUACCUUGAUGUGCAUCACUUGAUCCAUCAGGCGACCUACGAUGCUGUUCUCUGGGUCUUGUUGGAGCUGGAGGGAAGCGCCGACCGGGCUUCUGUCAUACCAGAUGCCACGGACGGAGAGCGCAGAGAAGAGGACUUCAUGGAGUUGGCAGCUCGACACUGGUGUCUGAGCACGCCUACAUCCCGUAUGCAAUCGAGGUUCAAGCCUGAACUUGAUCAUAUGCUACUCCACAGAUCAAGCGAAAGAGUUGCCGUGCCUCCGUCCCAGCUCUUUGCAACUCUCGAGGGUUGCGUUGCGGUCGAUGUCCGUAGCUUAGCUCAAGAGUUCGGUAACCAUUUUGCAGCUCUGCCACAGAGGCUUUUCGAAGACUUCAUCCGGCUCAAGCACCCCUCGGAACAACCUUGCAAGACUUCAGCGCCACCGAGAGAACGAGGCCGUUCUAGUGCCGGUCGUGAAAGGUCGAGCUCCAUCAUUCACGUGCGCCGGUGGGGUCCAUCUGCACCUGGUGAUUCAGAUGCGGACGAGUACUGUUCCCGAGAUUCCGAGCCCGAGCAAUCAUCGGCCGGUGAAUUUUACGACGGCAGCUCAUCUGUCAGGUCGAUCAACUCUUCUUUGAGACGUUACCGGCGACAUAAUUGCUUGCGCAGGAUUUACGCACAUCCAUCAGACCUCGAGCGAAGUCCGCACAUCAAUGCGUCUGCCCAAGCGUCUCCUACUUGGCCACGCACAUCCCACGCAUCGAUCGGAGGAGGCAGGAUGGUCCCCACGACAGCUACUGCCGGACCUGCCAGCCAGACGCCUUCGUGGUAUCGUUGGGACAACGUAGGCGACACUCUCGUCACUGUGGACCCAAGCCUGACGAGCGUCAGUACCAUGAGUCAAUCACUGGGCCCGGCCGUCCAGCGAACCGACUCGCCGAGACCCUCGCAAAUAACUUCGCGUCCGGAGCGUCUUCAGCACAUGCCGCGAAUGCUAUCCGAGAGACCAAACUGCUUCUCCAGUAACGAAGGAAGCAGCUCCACAUCAACUGUCACCGUUGGGUUGCCUCUUACGCCCGAUCAAAACGCCUUGCCUUGGCCAAGCUUGCUUGGGGACGACGAAUUGGCCCUGAAUGCCGCGGAGAAUUACCGCAAACACCGCACAUCCCCGUGGCCUCCUCUUGCUACCCAAGCAAGUGCGUCCUGCCGGAGCUCGGCGGGAUUGCCACGGUCUUCCCGUCAGCAACUCGGCGACAGACCAAUGUCUGCGCAUUCCGAGUCAAAUCACUCGGACGACGCCAGUGGCGCUGCUUCUGAUGCUUACAGCGCAGUGUCUGAGCCAGCAGUCCAUAGCUCGUCCAUGGAUGGAGCGGUCGUCGCUGACAGGCCCACGUCUAGCGCUUUCUGUACCUCGGCUGUGCAGUCUACACCGGCACGGUUCUCCUUUCUUCCGCCUCGGCCAAGCAGGUCUCUGCGACCUCCUCCUCCCACCCUUGGCCAAGCAUCUGGCUCGACCGAGACGCGGUCCCGCGCAAAGCAUCAGUAUUCGUGGUCCUCUGCCUCGUCACAAGACCGAUGCGAUGAGUCCUUCUCGCUGUACGGUACAGCUCGUCAAGGAGCAGCACCAAAAGGGCCAGCGCUUCGUAGAGCGCCUAGGACGCAAGGCUCGCUGGAGCUCAUACUGGUCCCCAUGUCUCAAGCAAGCUUGCCAACUUCGACCGCCACGAGCUUCGGAGCACAUUACGGGGCGGUGUUUGGCGCUGUUUGGGGCGGUAGUGGCAAUCUGUUCGACGGUCAGCAUACGCCAACUGAUGGGUGUAGGGCUGCUGCGAGAAACGAGUUCGGGAGCCCUAAUCUCGACGUUUACUUGGCCCCUGACUACGGCCUUCCUUCGCCGUCGACACAACAGUCGCCAGCGCUCAUGAGCUCGGAACCACAGUCACCAGAGCUCGGGUACCAACAGACCUGGCAUCAGAAGAGUCAUCAGUCCGAGCGCGACGAGACGAGCGCAAUUGGAUUAGGUCUACAUCUCAAUGAGGCUCUCAAUGUCGAUUCUUAUUCUCAGCGAAGCUCUCAACUCAGGCGUCACACCGUAUCUGAAACCCGACCUUCCAAAUGCGUUGCGGGCGGAAUCACUGGCUCAAGAGAUAUUUCCGAGAGCGAUUGUACUCGCCAUGUUCCUCUUCAAGCAUUCGUGACUUCUUUGGACGCCUUGGCUCCAUUUGGCCACGAAGCGGAGGUAACGCAAGAUUGGAGUGGACGUGUUCCUCCCGAAAGAGUGGACAGACGGCUGCUAGGAACGAUGCGGUCGCCCCAGGAGCAUCAUCGCGAAGCAUCAAGCCAUGUGAGAGAGCGCGCAAGACACGAGGCGGAUGGGACUCUCUCCUUUCAGAGCAGUGGCAAUGGUAUCUCAGAGGCAGCGGCACCCCAAAAUGCUAGCUCCCAGUGCAACGGCACCUUCCUGUCUCAGCUGGGCGGCAAAACAGUCCUCGACUAUUGGCCGGCAGAUGUAAUAGGGUCGCCAACAAGCGACGCUCAGAGUCGAUGCGAGAGCGUUCCACAAUCCUCUACGCCGCCGCGACCCGUAUUGAUUCUCAGCCAACGCAACUCUUCUGCAAGCAGCUUUUUCACAGCCCAGACCCGCUCCUCAGGCGAAGAUCCGCGCUCUCCGUCGCGCGUGCACACCGCGCGAAGUCAUAUGCGCAUCAAGUCAGCGAAUAUCUUCGGAGUCGUCCGCAGUGCCGAAGGCGCAACCGCUGAGACUUUGCGUCGCAAGAUGAACAGCGUACCUGCUGAGGACGAACAGCAGUCUUCGACGCUGAUGCCCGCGCUGGCCCCGUCUGACAAGCGGCCUUCCCUCGUGAGACCAAAGCAGUACGGACGACCCGCGAGCGGCUCUGGCCAGAACAUGAUGCUUUCAGUCUUGGAUCACGCCAAACGUAUGACCAACAGCGCAACCACAAGCGCAUCGCGCACCACGCAAGCCAGCACUGGCUUUUUUCAAAAUUUGCACAAAAGACUUGGCAGCAAUGCGGAACGCGCACAGACUGCUGCUACGGCUUUGAACUCGUCGGAAAGCAGUGCCGAUCCAUGGCGAUCUCUAGCAACGACUGCUACCACGCCAAACCUUUCCGACUAUGGCUGGGACUCUGCCCAAGCUACACCUUGCAGAGAGCCAGCUUCGGUGUUGGAGCCCGCUUUGCCCAGCCCUACCCCCGCACAGGUAGCCAUUGCCUCGUUGCUUGCCAAAGCACGCACCUCGAGCACUUCUCCGCAUGUUUGACCUCUCUCUCCAGUAUCCGCGGCCACACCUUUUCCUCCUCAUCCACGACUUGCCGCGCUGCCUCCUCACAUCAUCUUCCCAUACCUCACUUUUCGUGCCUUGUCUCACCACAGUCCUAGUAUCCCUAGUGCGUAUUAGGCAUUCCCACAUGAUC
Messenger RNA from Ceraceosorus guamensis, 3957 nucleotides. RefSeq lists its product as hypothetical. The record is from RefSeq and is a predicted model, not a curated record. Bases 369 to 3803 code for a protein of 1144 amino acids. NCBI's taxonomy places the organism in Eukaryota, Fungi, Basidiomycota, Exobasidiomycetes, Ceraceosorales, Ceraceosoraceae. The transcript has 3 exons.